AGCAUGCACUCGGUCGACGCCAUCUUUCUUGUUGUGGUCUGCUCACCGUCAGAGCUCUGUGGAAAAAAACCUCCGAUUAAUUUCACAAUUUAACUGUUAUUAGCGUCUUAAAUUUCAUCUUUAAGAAGAGCCGAGAAGUAAAAAAGAGGCAACAGCAACAUGGCGCAGUACAAAGGAGCUGCCAGCGAGGCCGGCAGAGCCAUGCAGCUGAUGAAGAAACGAGAGAAAGAGAGAGAACAGCUGGAGCAACUCAAGCAGAAGAUAGCUGAGGACAACAUGGUCAAGUCCAACAUUGAUAAGAAGUUCUCAGCUCACUAUGACGCUGUGGAGGCAGAGCUGAAGUCCAGCACAGUCGGUCUGGUGACACUGAAUGACAUGAAGGCCAAGCAGGAAGCGCUGGUGAAGGAGAGAGAGAAACAGCUGGCCAAGAAAGAGCAGUCCAAGGAACUCCAGCUCAAGCUUGAGAAGCAGAAAGAGAAGAAAAGAAAGGAGGAACAGAAGAGAAAAAUAGCUAGUUUGUCGUUUAAUCCUGAAGACGAAGGAGAGGAGGAGGAGGAGGAAAAUGAAGAGGAAGAGCAGGACUACUCUCCGGUUAAGAAGAAGAAACUGGGGAAAAAUCCAGACGUGGACACGAGUUUCCUUCCUGAUCGAGACAGAGAGGAGGAGGAGAAUCGUCUCAGAGAGGAACUCCGGCAGGAAUGGGAGCUCAAACAGGAGAAGAUUAAAAGUGAAGAGAUUGAGAUUACAUUCAGCUACUGGGAUGGUUCUGGACAUCGUAAGACUGUCAAGAUGAAGAAGGGAAAUACCAUCCAGAACUUUCUGCAGAGGGCUCUGGAGGUCCUCAGAAAAGACUUCAGUGAGCUCAGGUCUGCUGGAGUCGAACAGCUGAUGUACAUUAAGGAGGAUCUGAUAAUCCCACAUCACCACAGUUUUUAUGACUUCAUCGUGACCAAAGCAAGAGGCAAAUCUGGUCCACUUUUCAGCUUUGACGUCCACGAUGAUAUUCGACUGGUGAACGACGCCACUGUGGAGAAAGAUGAGUCUCACGCAGGUAAAGUGGUGCUGAGGAGCUGGUACGAGAAGAACAAACACAUCUUCCCCGCUAGUCGCUGGGAGCCGUACGAUCCCGAGAAGAAAUGGGACAAAUACACGAUCCGGUGAAACAUCUGUCUUUUCCAGCCACUCGAAUUCCUUAAUGCAAUCUUUUUUCUUUUCUUUUUUGUUAAUUUCAUCUCAUUUUACUGUUAUCACAUAUUUCAUCAGUGCUUCUGAUGAAAGACUUGAUAAACUGUUGAUACAUGGUUUUACUCGGUAUUCGAAAUACUGCUUUUCUGUAUUCUGCCAGUGCAUUGUUUCCUGUGAAAACAGCCCCACAAUUAUAUGUAUGUAUAUAGCUCUAAACAUGUAGAAUCGUCUGUGCUAAAUAAAUUGAACCUGGCUAUAA
Messenger RNA from Larimichthys crocea (large yellow croaker), 1444 nucleotides. RefSeq names its product family with sequence similarity 50 member A (gene fam50a). NCBI's taxonomy places the organism in Eukaryota, Metazoa, Chordata, Actinopteri, Sciaenidae. Gene Ontology annotation, cellular component: nucleus. The record is from RefSeq and is a predicted model, not a curated record. The transcript has 13 exons. Gene Ontology annotation, biological process: chromatin organization. Bases 160 to 1161 code for a protein of 333 amino acids.